UUCUCUGUUGUGAAAAUGUUGUUUGUUUACAGUGCACGUUAUUACUACUGGAACACCGAGACAGACCUGGUGUCGUGGCUUCCUCCAGGACACCCUCGCUGCCAGGUGUCGCGCUCAGCUGCUACCCUUCGCAAGGAAAUGGCAACAGAACUGAGCAAGAAUCGCUCGGGAGGUUCAGAAAAUGAUACCGAGAUGACCGGAGUAGAGGAGGAGGAAGAUCAAGACGGUGAUGACCACAUGAGUGACAGAUCUGAGGGAUCUGGCGAUGAGUCGACACAACGAGAGAAGAGGGAUCACGACCGUCGAGAGCGGAGCCGAGAGAAAGGCAGCAGGGAGCGUGGCAAAGAGCGCAGGGGCCGCAGGCAACCCCCCACCGAAGAGUUAGACCCCAUGGAUCCUGCGUCGUAUGGGGAGUGUGGCAGGGGUACUUGGGCAUCAGGACUUCCUCAGAGAAAUGAAGCACGCACCGGGGCUGAUGUAACAGCCAGUGGACCAUUGUUCCAGAUGCGACCUUAUCCAUCUCCUGGAGCUGUUCUUCGAGCUAAUGCUGCUGCAGGACCCAUCGGACCCAAGAAGACUUGAGUCAUUUCCCAGUGUUAACGCACAACACACACGGUUCUGCUGUUGGCUGAGUCAUCCACCUCACUGCUGCUAGCUGAAUCAUCCCUCAAUGCUGCUGGCUGAAUCAUCCACCUGAUUACUGCUACUAGCCGAGUCAUCCAUCGCACUACUGCUGCUGGCAAAGUUGAUCCUCUGGAUUACAUCCCACUUGGAUGGUUGUCUGUUAGUAUGCAAUUUAAUGUCAUGUAACCUAACUAACCUAACAUGAUUAUUUAACUAAAAAUGGUAAAAAUCACGUAAGACAGACGAUUGUCCAAGUGGGAUGACACCGCUGAGUCACCCAUCUCAUUACUGCUGCUGACUGGGUCAACCACACAGAUGGUCAACAGAUAGCCAACUGUUCAUGGAGUUUGUAAUUAUUUUGGUGUAUACAAAAUGUGAUGUAAUGUUUCGUAAGUAAAAUAAAGUAUUAUCCUUA
Molecule: messenger RNA, 1039 nt
Organism: Homarus americanus (American lobster)
Lineage: Eukaryota; Metazoa; Arthropoda; Malacostraca; Decapoda; Nephropidae
Product: polyglutamine-binding protein 1-like
Exons: 4
Coding region: 16-582 (188 amino acids)
Biological process (GO): alternative mRNA splicing, via spliceosome
Cellular component (GO): nuclear body; cytoplasm
Molecular function (GO): ribonucleoprotein complex binding
Source: RefSeq, a predicted model, not a curated record